Molecule: messenger RNA, 1047 nt
Organism: Diospyros lotus (date-plum)
Lineage: Eukaryota; Viridiplantae; Streptophyta; Magnoliopsida; Ericales; Ebenaceae
Product: myb-related protein 306-like
Exons: 5
Coding region: 1-1047 (348 amino acids)
Biological process (GO): response to auxin
Source: RefSeq, a predicted model, not a curated record
AUGGGUAGAAUUCCUUGUUGUGCCAAGGAUGGUGUGAAGAAAGGGCCAUGGACGCCGGAAGAGGAUGUCAAAUUGGUUUCGUGCAUUCAAGAGCAUGGAUCGGGAAAUUGGAGAUCUGUUCCCGCUAAUGCUGGUUUGCGUAGAUGUAGCAAAAGUUGCAGGCUGAGGUGGACUAAUUAUCUUCGCCCUGGCAUCAAACGUGGAAACUUCACUAAACGUGAAGAUAAAUUGAUCAUCAGUCUUCAAGCCCUUCUUGGAAAUAGGUGGGCUGCAAUAGCGUCCUAUCUCCCCCAGAGAACUGACAAUGAUAUCAAGAAUUAUUGGAACACUCAUUUGAAGAAGAUGAUAAAAAGCCAUGGAGGCCAAAACCAGGAGGGUGUCUCCUCUUCAAGGUCCUUGUCCAAAGGGCUAUGGGAGAAAAGGCUGCAAACUGACAUCAACAAGACUAAGAAAGCUUUGAGCGAGGCUUUGUCCUUGGACAAACAAAGCACUUUACCUGAGCCAAAGACAUCUAAAGGCUCAAACCAACCAUCUGCCAGUUAUGUAUCCAGUACUGGAAACAUAGCGAGGUUGCUCAAAAACUGGAUGAAGGAGCCCCCAAAGUCAUCUCAAACUGCAGCUAGGGAAACCACUUCCCAGACCUCCAUCACUAAUACCCCUUUCCUUACAGGUUCAUCCAGCACUGCUCGGACCACUUUUGCACCAGGAUCAUCCAGCAUCAAUACUGAAGCAUCACCAAAGGCGGUGCCAGUAGGCCUUGACUCCAUUUUCAGCUUCACUCCUCCUUAUAACCUUGAUGCUUCCAUGAUCGUGGAUAAGGUUGCAAACGCAACGCCUGCAACUGCUACCCUUAAGCAAGGCGAGAGGAAGCCAAAAUUUGAUCAAGCUCCUCUUUGUGUCAAGGAUGUUAAUGGCUUUGAGAAGGUUGGAAUGAUGUCUGAAAAUGAGAAAGGUAUUGUUCAGAAGCAAAAUACAAAUGGAGUUUCUAGCGAAAGUGAUCCUAUGCACGAGAUGAUGAAGAAAAGUUCUGGAGAUUUCUCUGAUUAG